ACUUCAACAGAAACCGGAAGGCUUUUGCCAGUGCUGUCAUCCAUAAGGUGAACUACUCCAGCAAAUGUUAACUACAGUACAGCGUUUGACCUCUGAAAUCUGAGUCAAAGAAAGGUCCUCAAACGCACGUCAUUUCAAGCGCAUCUAGCUUCUGCCUGGUGUUGCCAAGAGCGCAACUACCCAAAACACAUGCUGGAAAUGCAUAACAUUAGCUAGCCAAAGUCCGUCCGGACAUUGGUAGUAUCCUGAAAUAUCUAUUUUCCGUUAAAGCUUGAGUUAUCAUUUUAGUCUAGCCGACUGUCAAUAUUCUCUACAUGAGCCAUGGGAAACGGAAUGAACAAGGUCGUUGAUGGUCUCUAUCUUGGAAAUGUAAGAGACUCAGAAAACACAGAGGAGUUAUCCAAAAAUGGGAUUACGCACAUUUUGUCAGUGUAUCACAAUGCCAAGCCAGUACUGCAGGACAUGACCUACCUUUGUAUACAAGCAGCAGAUUCAUCCAACCAAAACUUGUUACAACAUUUCAAGGAGUGCAUUGGCUUCAUCCAUGAGAGUCGCCUGAAGGGGGGUGCUUGCCUGGUACACUGCCUGGCCGGGGUCUCCCGCAGCACCACCUUGGUGGUAGCCUAUCUGAUGACUGUCACCAACUAUAGCUGGGAGGAGUGCCUCUCUGCUGUCAAGGCUGUGCGCUACUUCGUCAGUCCUAACUUCGGCUUCCAACAGCAGCUGCAAGAGUUUCAGAUGACCCUGGUAUCUGAGUACCGUGUUUGGCUGAGGGCAACCUUCAGGCCGAGCCACUUUAAGGACCAGGAGCAAGUGGGGGAGCUGCUGAGGCAGUAUGAGGAGAAACGGAAGCAGGAGCGCGAGAAGUUGAGAACAGAGAUCUGGGCAAACCAGGACACAAGUGUCUAUCCUCUACCCUACAAUGCAUACGGCUCUGGCAGCAACAGCUGAUUCAACAGAUCAAGCCGCAAUGAGAGGCCAAAGCUUGAGAAACCUACAGGAGAAGCACAACUGUCUCUUCACAACAGACAUGCCAAGAACACUGGCCUAGGUAGAAGCUUUAAGAAGUGUUCUUAUGCACUAGAACUCCAAGAUACCUUUUUCCCCACCACCCAAAUGUAGCUUUCAGUCAGCGUUAUCAAUGGUUUUCUGCCACCAGUUGACCACCACUGUUUCUAAUUAACAUGAAGGCACUGAGAAAACAAGCCUUUUUUAUUUCAGGCCACAGGUAGUAUCACUUCCGAUGAUUGGAAAAGAAUGCAAAAUGAGACCGUGCAUGCUGUGGCUCAAAACUACUUUGUUGUCCUGACUGGAGGAGCCAGUAGGGACUGUCCUUAAGUUUUUGUGUGACACCCUUGCAUGACUGACAGGAGCAAAUGUUAUGUCCAUUUGAGGUCUGUGGACAAACUGAUAAAAUAUCUUUGCCUUCUGUGAUUUUAGUGGAGCACUUCUGUUAAAGCCAUAUGAAUUCUUUAAAACUUUAAACAAUAAAUAUAUGUUUUUGAGACAGGUGAAUUAGAAAAUGUGUGCUUAAUUAAUCAGACCCAUGGAAAUUUAAAGGAGAUAUAAGCCCUUGUUUGGGUGUUUGUAGCUAUACCGACAGUCUCAGUAAAAUGAAUACCACUGGAAGAUUCCCAAAUUGUAUUAAAUGGGUUAUGUAUCAGGAAUAUUUUAAUAUGCAUUUACAUGUACAUGGUUUGCUGAAUGAUGGCUGCUAAUAAAUGCUAAAUAUUAAAUGUAUGUGAUUAUUGCUGUGCAUGUUUACAAAUUGCCCACAUUACUGAUAAUUUAAUGGACGUUACAGUUGGUGCUAACGUAACCCAUAUUAGCCCAGAAUAUUGUAUCAGAAAUGUAUAUAUUUAAAUUUAUGAGCCAAAAGUAUAGUAACAAAAGUGAGCUGUCUAAAUGAUGCCAAUUCAUAUGCCAAUUAAUAUAUUUUUAGAACAGCAUUUUACCUUUCAGUGUCCACAGUCAAUUUUUAACAUAAAACAUCAGUUUUUUCCCUUUUUUCCAAACUACAGCUGCACACCUCAAGAACUACUUUUAAAGCUUUAUGCACGAUAAAAUACAAUCUCAGAACUGGUAAUCUGUUAAGUUUUUACUUGGUAAUGGCAGGGCU
Molecule: messenger RNA, 2119 nt
Organism: Megalops cyprinoides (Indo-Pacific tarpon)
Lineage: Eukaryota; Metazoa; Chordata; Actinopteri; Elopiformes; Megalopidae
Gene: dusp22a
Product: dual specificity phosphatase 22a
Exons: 7
Coding region: 322-951 (209 amino acids)
Biological process (GO): transforming growth factor beta receptor signaling pathway; protein dephosphorylation; regulation of cell population proliferation
Cellular component (GO): cytosol
Molecular function (GO): protein tyrosine/serine/threonine phosphatase activity
Source: RefSeq, a predicted model, not a curated record